Molecule: messenger RNA, 790 nt
Organism: Lathyrus oleraceus (garden pea)
Lineage: Eukaryota; Viridiplantae; Streptophyta; Magnoliopsida; Fabales; Fabaceae
Product: MLP-like protein 34
Exons: 2
Coding region: 22-483 (153 amino acids)
Biological process (GO): defense response
Source: RefSeq, a predicted model, not a curated record
ACAUUAAUAGAGAGCAUAGAUAUGGCUUUAAGUGGGAAAGUGGAGACUGAAAUAGAGACUCAAGCACCUGCUGAUAAGUUCUAUAAUAUCUUUAGAGAGAAACUCCAUCAUAUUCCUAAUAUCUCUACAGAAACAGUGCAGGAAGGUAGAGUGCAGGAAGGUGAUUGGCAAAAUGUUGGUUCCAUAAAACACUGGGAAUAUACAUUAGAAGGAAAAAAACAAAGUGCUAAAGAAAAAAUUGAGACUAUAGAUGAUGAGAAUAAGAUAAUCACAUAUAGUGUCUUUGGUGGGGAAGUGGGUGAGAGUUACAAGAGUUUAAAGGUAACAAUACAAGUGAUUGAUAAGGAACAUGGUGGGCUUGUUAAAUGGACUUUUGAGUAUGAGAAACUACAGGAGAAUAUUACAGCUGCAUCUCCUGAUUCAUUCUUGGACUUUGCUGCAAAGGUGACAAAAGAUAUUGAUGCUCAUCUUGUCAAAGAGUAGCAACAAAGAUGAAGUGUGUGGCUUGAGUGUGCUAUUGCUUAUCAAAUAAACUUUGUUGUGAUGUGUGCAUAUAUUUAUGGCUAAUAACUUUAAACUCAAGUUAUUCUAAAUGAUUCAUCUUUAUGUGGAGGUCAUUAAGUAUUCGAGCUCAAUCAAUUGGUUUGUUGUGAUAUAUAUGUGUUAAUGAUGUAAUUUGGAGUUUAAAAAACUCAUCUCAUCUAUGAAAGAGUGAAAGUUAAGGCGAGUGAGGCUUAGGCCUCAAUAUUUAGGACCUUUAAAAUAGGUCUCAAAUGCUAAACAAUUAGAU